AUGGCCGAGGUCCCGCCGAUGGUGCGUGACACGACGGCCCUCUGCUGGGCCGCAGGCAUGGGCGACACGGACCUUCUGCUCCAGCUCAUCGACGCCGGCGCCGACGUCAACCUCGCCGACUACGACCAGCGGACACCGCUGCACAUUGCGGUGAGCGACGGCAAGUCGAGCGUCGUCGAGAUGCUUCUCAAGGCCGGCGCCAACGUCUACAAGAAGGAUCGGUGGGGCGCGACGCCUCUUGACUGCGCCAAGGACCCGAGCGUCGUGAGCGUCCUUGCGCAGUUUGUGCGGUUCCAGUCGGACGUGCCAUUCGCAUCGGACCGUGCGCGGCCGCCCCUAAGCCGGCGUUCUCCACACAACUUGCAGGAGAUUGCGACCGCCGCCCGCAGCGACGUCCUCGACCCGAGCACCGUCUUUGCCGCGGUGCAAGCCGGCGACACGGAAACCCUCAAGCGCGCCUGGCUCGACGGGCUCAAGGUCGAUGUGACCGACGCUCUUGGCCGCACGGCGCUGCACGUGGCGGUCGAGCACGAACAACUGGACGUGAUCGAGCUCUUGCUCUCGGCGGGCGCCAAGGUCGACGCUGCCGACGCGGUCGGUCGCACGCCCAUGUCGCUGGCUGUCGACGCGAAUUCCAGCGCGAUCGUCGACGUCCUCCGGCAGCGACACCAGCCGCCGCCGCCACCGAGCGACAACCGCAUGGCCUUGGCCUUUGAAGCCAUCAAGCGCGGCAACGUGGCCUACCUCAUGCAGCUCGUGCCGCAGAGCGUGCACCCCGAUGUCCAAGACUACGAUGCGCGGUCGCUUUUGCACGUCGCUUCCAGCGAAGGCGACCUGCGCAUGUGCCAGUACCUCGUCGAGUGCGGCGCCAACGUCAACGCGCUCGACCGCUGGGGAAGCUCGCCGCUCGCCGAGGCCACGUACUUUGCCCACCACGACGUCGCCCGGUACCUCCGGGCGCAUUACGCAGUCGAGCACGGCCACGCGUACGACGAAGCGAUGAACCAGAUGGACCCAAGUGUGCUGGACACGGCCAUCGAGCACGUCCUUCGCACUGUUUGCGCCGCCAAGUGGAGCUUUGGCGAAGCGUGCAUUCCCGUCAAGGACGAGGACAGCGACGGGUGCGCGAUCGUUCUGCACUCGGUCUGGUUUCGCCCCCACAAUAUCGGGGACGACAAUGUCGAUAUGACAAGGGACGCGAUGCUGCCGGUGCUGCAUGCGGCGUGGAGCCGCCACGCCAACGGCGGCGCCAAGCUCGACCCGAUUCUGCUCUUUCGCAAGGCGCGCGGCCUCAUGCUCGUGGACCCGGGCCAGGACCACCGGCCAGCAGCCCGAGUGGGUCGCCAACCUCACGCACACGCCGCAGUCCAAAUUCUUUUUGGGCCGCAUGCGCGCAAGGCGGGGCUCAAAUCCCUCCUCUCCGUGCCAAUGGUCGCCAAGCUCGCCGUUGUCGCCGUCCUCUCCUGGUACAGCCACGAGAGCUAUGGGGAAGACGUCGCGUACGUGCAGCGGAUCCAGCGCCUCGUCAAGGGUGUCACGCUCCUCUGUUCGCUCAAGCACGAGACGCAUUUGGGCAUGUCGCGGUACCAGUACUGCUACGCGCUCGAGAGCGCCCUCACAGGCGCGGGCGAGCUCUUGUAUCCCUCCGUGACGGCGGACGAACUGGCGCUGCACGACGUCGUGUCGCUGGCGCUGACGUGGCGGCUCUUUGACUAUAUCGACAAGAUCGCAACCUCCAUGAGCAGCGAAGACCACUGGGCGGCCGUGAACAUUCUUGCGUCGCUCGUUGGGCUCGUCACAAAAGGUCUCUUUGAUGACGUGAUCUCGGGCGCGCUUCUGGAGCUGACGCCGGACGACCUGACGCCAUCGAUCACGACAAAGGCGGAACUCGUGCAACACGUGUUCUACUACCUCUCGUACUGGACCGCCGUGAGCCCGACCGAAGGCGACUUCUUCUCCAAGGUGCACCAUCUCUACAACGAGCUGCAGCGCCACGUGCAUCCGUCGACGGCGCCAGCACCCGUACUGGUCGUCGAGGAGCCACCGCCGGUAGCGUCCGACGAGCUCGAGUGCAUUCUCUGCAAGUACAAAGUGUCGGGUCACAUCCACCGCGGGAAAAUGCCGCCGCCGGCCGUCGUGGCCCCGCCACCGCCACUCGCCCCACCACCGAGCCUCUUUGGACGCGUGCCGUCGCCCGUUCUCCGGGAGCUCGAGCAGCUGCCGCGCCUCCUCGCCGACGAGUUUGAUCGGUCCGGACUCCAAGCCAAGCUCGCGAACCGCGCGUUCGAGGGCUUUUCGUCGACGCCGUUUACGAUGAGCGACGUCUACGAUGCGCUCGGGAGUGCCCACGACCGCAAAGGCGCGUUCCGACCGUCGACGCCGCCGCCGACCGCCGCGCUCCUCUCGAUCCUCAACACGAUCUUGGUCGAUCCGCGUAGCGUCGUGUCCCACGACCAAGUGCUCACGCUGCACCGCGCCGUGUGCGAAGCCGCAGGCGAGACGGGCGGCAUGGCGCGGGACAAUGCGGCGGUCGGGUACGCCUCGGAGCGCAUCUACCGCGUCUUUUUGCCCGCCGAAGAGAUUGCAUCGGCCCUCACGCUCUACGUUCGGACGCUCAACCAACCCUUUCAGCACCCGCUGGUGACGGCCUACUACGCGUUUGCGGCGCUUGUCUUCUUCAUUCACCCGUUCUACGACGGCAACGGACGGACGGCGCGGCUCUUGGGGAACGUUCUCGCGCGCAAGGGCGGCUAUCCCAGCAUUUUCCGGCACGUCGACAAGACGAUCCAGCUCACGCCGUUCCUUGAGACAGCGAUGCACACGCUCGAGAUGCAGGAGACGGUGCGCCGGACCCGCCAAGGCCGCCUCGCAAAAGGCAGCAAGACCACGUCGACGUGGUUUUAACCCUACCCUCC
Molecule: messenger RNA, 2915 nt
Organism: Saprolegnia parasitica CBS 223.65
Lineage: Eukaryota; Oomycota; Saprolegniomycetes; Saprolegniales; Saprolegniaceae
Exons: 20
Coding region: 1-2904 (967 amino acids)
Molecular function (GO): protein binding
Source: RefSeq, a predicted model, not a curated record